Molecule: messenger RNA, 1525 nt
Organism: Phlebotomus argentipes
Lineage: Eukaryota; Metazoa; Arthropoda; Insecta; Diptera; Psychodidae
Gene: cbc
Product: protein CLP1 homolog
Exons: 2
Coding region: 11-1450 (479 amino acids)
Biological process (GO): tRNA splicing, via endonucleolytic cleavage and ligation
Cellular component (GO): mRNA cleavage factor complex; nucleus
Molecular function (GO): polynucleotide 5'-hydroxyl-kinase activity
Source: RefSeq, a predicted model, not a curated record
CGUUUCUGCAAUGACAAAGCGAAUCUCGAAAAUGUCAAUUGAUUUGCGCCACCUGGCGGAAAAUCGAGAAAGACCUUCCAGUGAAACUUCCAAAAGAAGAAAUUCUAGCAGUCGCGUGUUUGUUUACGUUUGCGCUUCUCCUUGGAUUUGGACAAAUUUCCUAAAAGCCAGGAGAGUCAGGAUGUCAACAGAUUCUCCGCACGUCGAGGAGUUCAAGCUGGAUGUGGACUGUGAAUUGAGAUUUGAGAUUGAGAGCAAAGAUGAGAAAGUCACGGUUGAGCUCCUUUCCGGGUAUGCUGAGCUGUUCGGAACGGAACUGGUCAAGGGGAAGCCCUAUGAGUUCACAACGGGUGCCAAAGUGGCGAUAUUCACCUACCACGGGUGCAAUUUGAAGCUGAGAGGAAAGACAGAUGUGAGUUACGUGGCCAAGGAGACGCCAAUGAUCCAGUACCUAAACUGCCAUUCAGCACUCGAGGAUAUGCGAGCGAGAGCGGAGGGCAUUGAAUCGAAUGGACCCAUAGUGAUGGUCGUGGGUCCCACAGAUGUCGGGAAGACAACACUGUGCCGCAUUCUGCUGAAUUAUGCUGUCAGACAGGGAAGAUGUCCUUUGUAUGUGGAUUUGGAUCCUGGCCAGGGCAGCGUGUCAAUUCCUGGUACUCUUGGCGCCUUGCUAGUUGAACGGCCCGCGACUGUGGAGGAGGGAUUCUCCCAAAAGGCUCCUCUAGUCUAUCACUUUGGCCACAAAUCGCCGGGAGACAACAAUGUUCUCUAUCAAACGGUGAUCUCGAAACUGGCCGAAGUCGUUCUGGACGCUCUCAAGACAAACAAACGUGCCAAAGUGUCUGGUGUAGUGAUCAACACGUGCGGGUGGGUGAAGGGAGCCGGCUACAGGCAUUUGCUGCACGCCGCAAAGGAAUUUGAAGUGGGAGCGGUGUUUGUGAUCGACCAGGAGCGUCUCUACAAUGAACUGCUGAGAGACAUGCCCAACUUCGUGAGAGUGGUCUUCCUGCCCAAAAGUGGUGGCGUUGUGGAGCGCAGCAAGGCCAACCGGGCGGAGACGCGAGACCUGCGCAUUCGAGAGUACUUCUAUGGCCAGAAAUCUCCACUUUAUCCACACUCUUUCGAUGUGAAGUUCAGCGAGAUGAAAGUCUUCAAGAUUGGCGCUCCGUCGCUCCCUGACUCGUGCAUGCCGCUGGGGAUGAAAGCGGAGGACAACAUGACGAAGCUUGUGGCUGUUCAGCCGGGAAUUAAUCUCCUCCACCAUAUUCUGACCGUGAGUUUCGCCGAAUCCGCUGAUGACGACGUCAUUCAGACGAAUGUGGCUGGAUUUGUGUGUGUUGGCCAAGUGGAUUUGGAGCGACAAGUGGUCACAAUCCUUUCGCCACAGCCGCGACCGCUGCCCAACACUGUUCUCCUGAUUUCUGAGCUGCAGUUCGUCGACAAUCACUGAUGAUAUUGUUAAAAAGAUACUCGUUUUCUGAGUAUUUACAAAUUUGAUGUGUUCUUAAGAGAAUAAAUUAUUAUU